AUGAGCCACCCAGCUCCCACCUCACCCAUGGAUGAGGUCACCUUCCGAAGCGACACCGUGCUCUCCGAUGUCCACCUCUACACCCCAAACCAGAGACACCUCAUGGUGCGGCUGAAUGGCGUGGGGCAGCCGGUUUUCCUGUCCCAGUUCAAGUUUCUGUCGAGCCACGACUCAGGGACAGACUCAGGGGCUGAGCUUGGAGACCACAGAGACUCUUACUCAGAGAAGGCUCCCCACGCUGGGCCUGGCCCACUGGAACUCCCUCCUGGAAGUGACCACAGCCGUGAGAGUCCUUCCCUCCAGACCAGCCGGGAAGAGGCAGGAGCCCAGCUGGACGAGGAUGGGGACUUAGAUGUGGUGAGAAGACCCCGGGCCGCCUCUGACCCCGACCCAUCGAGGCCUCCCAGAGACAAAGUGCACCCCGUGAUUCUAAGACAGGAAGAGGAGGACAGCUUGGGAGAUGAGGCAGCACAGGAAAGCAGCCUCUGCAAUGUCAUUAAAAUAGAGCACACCAUGGCCACCACGCUGGAGGACGUGGGCAAGCAGGUGUGGCGCGGUGCCCUGCUCCUGGCGGAUUACAUCCUGUGCCAGCGGGCCCUCCUCCAGGGGUGCACCGUGCUGGAGCUCGGGGCGGGCACAGGGCUGGUCAGCAUCGUCGCGGCCACGCUGGCCCGGACCGUGUACUGUACAGAUGUUGGUGCUGACCUCUUGGCCAUGUGCCAGCAGAACAUUGCCCUUAAUGGUCACCUGACUGCGGGCAUAGUCAAGGUCAGAGAGCUGGACUGGCUCCGAGAAGACCUGUGCACAGAUCCCGAGGUCCCCUUCUGUUGGUCAGAAGAGGAAGUGUCUGACUUGUACAGUCACACCACCGUGCUGCUUGCAGCUGAAGUGUUUUAUGAUGACGACUUAACUGAUGCUCUGUUUAAAACACUCACCCGAAUCGCUCACAAGCUGAAAAAUGCCUGCACAGUCAUCUUGUCAGUGGAGAAGAGGCUGAACUUCACGCUGAGACACUUGGACGUGACGUGUGAAGCCUAUGACCACUUCCGCGCCUGCCUGCAUGCCCUGGAGAAGCCGGCCACCAGCCAGGUGCGCUUCUCCGUAGAGCCAGUGGGCGCCAACUUCCCACAGCAUCUCGUCUACGAGCGCAUCAGACAGCUGGAGCUCUGGAAGAUCCUCGUGGAACCAGUCACCUGA
Molecule: messenger RNA, 1197 nt
Organism: Elephantulus edwardii (Cape elephant shrew)
Lineage: Eukaryota; Metazoa; Chordata; Mammalia; Macroscelidea; Macroscelididae
Gene: METTL22
Product: methyltransferase like 22
Exons: 10
Coding region: 1-1197 (398 amino acids)
Biological process (GO): protein methylation
Cellular component (GO): nucleus
Molecular function (GO): protein methyltransferase activity
Source: RefSeq, a predicted model, not a curated record